Brassica rapa (field mustard) is the source of this 3679-nucleotide messenger RNA. RefSeq lists its product as uncharacterized. Gene Ontology annotation, molecular function: RNA polymerase II cis-regulatory region sequence-specific DNA binding; DNA-binding transcription factor activity, RNA polymerase II-specific; protein dimerization activity. Gene Ontology annotation, biological process: positive regulation of transcription by RNA polymerase II. The record is from RefSeq and is a predicted model, not a curated record. Lineage: Eukaryota; Viridiplantae; Streptophyta; Magnoliopsida; Brassicales; Brassicaceae.
GGAUUAAGUAUUCCCUCCAGUAAUAAGUUAGUGUAUUCUAACUGAGAUUUUGAUUGAUUUGUAUUAAAAUGACAAAUGUUCAAAAUGAAUUUUAAAAAUUCAUUUAAAAUCAAGUUUUAUUGUAUUUGAUAUUUUAUAAAGUACUAAAAAUUCACUGCUGUUGAAAAUAUUUUAAAUUGGGGGAUAAUUUUAAAUACUUUAUGAAAUAUCAAAUUCAAUAAGAUAUUUUCUUAUGAUAUAUCAAAUUCAAUAGAAUAAUCGAGCUGAAAUACUUUGUUUAAAUAUCAGCUAAAAUACUUUAUGAAACAUCAUGUUUGAUAAAAUAUCAAGUUCAUGAGAAUUGAUUGAGUUUUUUAGUUAAAAAAAAUAAAAAUAAAAUUUCAUCGAUUUAUGUGAGAUUAAUCUAGAAUAGUUUAAUGAAAAUCAUAUUAAAUCUCCAAUCAUGCAAAAUCAUCAUAAUUUUGAAUACCACCCCUGACAGAUUUCUAAUACUUCCAACAAAAAUAUGACAAUAGUUCAACAAUCAUAUAUUCAUAUCUGAUGAUGAAUAUUCAAACAGUUAUAAAAAGAGAAGACGAAUCAAGGUAACAAUAACAAAUGUUCUUAGACUGAUGACUAUAAUAGCGGCCAAUCAAUCAUCGCCACGUAACCAGUUUUUGGCGAGUCCAAGCACACGAGUCGGUGGUCAGGACACCUAUAUAUAUAUAUAUACGCGUAGGGUUUCUAUUUUCGUCUCACUCCUCCCUCUUUCAUUCACUUCUCGCAUCGAUCCAUCAUCUUUCUCUCUUCUCUUUUAGGUCAACAAUGGCGAGAGGAGGAACAAAGAGAAAGAUUGAGAUCAAGAAACGUGAAACCAAAGAACAACGAGCGGUGGCUUACUCUAAACGCCGUAAAACGCUCUUCUCCAAAUCCGCCGAGCUCUGCUGUUUAUCCGGUGCAAACAUCGCCGUCUUCGUUACCUCUCCGGGAGAUAAACCCAACGUUGCCUCUUCCUUCUCGGGUCACGCCUCUGCCUCAGAGAUUGUUGAUUGUUACUUCAACGGCACGCUUCCUCCGAAGAUUAGUGGUCCUGAAUCCAAGUCAGGGUUUUGGUGGACGGAUCCUGAUCUUUACAGUUCUUGCGAUGAUCUCUCGCAGUUGGAUGUGAUCGAGGAUCUUAUUAAGAGGACUAAGAAGGAUUUGAUGGAUUGCCUUGAGAAGCAAGAAAAGUCUAGGGUUUGUUGCUUUGAUUCCCAUCAAAACCCUAACUCCUCCUCACAAGCCGUCACUAUGUAUCAGAACACUAGCAAACCUCUCGACGGAUCUUCACAAGUAAUCUAUGGCGGUGAGUCUUCUUCAGGGCAAUCUCGUUACUUGGUGAACAAGGAUGUUGGUAACUGCUUAUGGGAGACAAAGAAAGAGAAUAACCUAAUUAUGAGUGUACCCCAAGAAACAGAACAAACACAGUCGAUAAUCAACGUGGAUGGUGGUGAUGAGGGUCAGAGCUUUUGGGAUGAACUCUGUGACGAAGAUAUGUUUGGUCUUAAUAACGGUGAAGACGAUGUCAUGAUCGACAUUGGGGAAUUUCUCAACGAAAUAGAGAGUGGGGAAAGUUAGUCACUGUGGUACUAUUUUAAAACUCUUGUUAUAAUCCUUAAUUAGGUACUAUUUUAUGAAUAUGUAACGACGAUGUUGAAACUAUUUUCAUUUUGGGAAGCUAAUUUUUCUCUCAGAGUUUCUCUUUGAUUGUUUGUUCAAACAGGAUUCUUGUAGAUUAAUCAAAAUAUUCGUUAUAUCUGGAUACUGUUUGUUUAUAGCUUUUUUUUUAAUUUGAUUGAGUUAUGGAGUAGUAAUAUUUUAACAUACAACUAUAGCAAUUUGAUAACAUAUAUCUUCGGCUUGUUUCUAGAAGCAAAAAAAAAACCAUAAAAUUUUAAGUUCUUUCUACCAAUAUAUAUUUUUCUGCAGACUAACAGAAACACGUAAAGGACAUGGGAGUAGAAGAAGAAAGAGCUGCUAGAGAAAUGCCUGUUCUAGAGGCUAAUGAUAAGACUCAAUCUAACAUUGAUGUAAGAGAGCAUCGUCGGUCUGGCCAAUGUUUUGUAAGAGAAGAAACCAUUAUAGUUUGAAGUUAAAGAGAGGCAGAACGAGAAGGGAGUUGUGCAGAUAUGUUUUUUUUUUUAGCAACCGGAGUUGUACAGAUAUGUAAAUUACUCAAGAAAGAGAAUUUUUGCGAGAGAGGAGGAAACAAAAAGCAGCUCUUUAGGCACCAUAGAUGAUGAUCAGAUACGUCAGGAUAUGUGUGUUUCCUUGAGCUUAUGAUGCAUAAACAAGGUUUUACUUGCUAUCGAAAAUGUGAUGCUUGCAUCUUUAGAACAUGCCUUUCUGUUGUUGUACAAAAUUUCAGAGACUUUGACACAUCCAUGACUGAUGAAGAAAAGUCCAAUGUCAAAAACUCUGAGUGUUAUGCGUAGUGUUUACCUGUCAAGAUUUUAUCUAUGUCUUCUUUCUUUCAAGAUUCAAUUUUCUCUUUUGCUUGUAUAACAAUCCAACAAAUACCAAAAAAAAAAAAAAGAAGAUAUAUCUAUAUAUGUGUACGCAAUGAGAGUUAUCUGCUAUCUAUCUAAAAGUGAGCAAUCUUUUCCGAAAUUUAACGUAGUAAACAUUUGAAGAGUUCCUUUUGUCGUUUUCAGCUUAUGGCCUCUUUUGUUUUGCUAUAAUCUUGGGUGAUUGGGUAAGCACCCAAAACUAGAAUCAAAUUCAAGUCCAAUAUCAGCUGGUUUAAACCGGUCGACUAGUUCUAGAGGUUUUUUUUAUGUCUUAUCACCUGAUUCCUGGGGAAAAAAAUAUAUUUAGUGCUACAAAAUAGAUGGAACCACACUUCCAACGAAUGUCAAAAGAUAGCCAAAUCGUCUGUGUCUGGGCCGAAACCCGAAUAUAGACUGGCCGAAUACCAACAACUUUGUUGCCAGUAACAUCGAGAAAGUUUGUAUCAACUGAGGGGUCAAAGGCUCAACAUCUUUCUGGAUGGACUAAGUGACCACUACAAGAAAACAGAGAGAUUCUGAUGGCCAAAAUCGUCGGAAGUUCGUCGGAAAAGGCCUAUUCCGACGCAUUUCUGACGAAGGCGUUCGUCGGUAUCAUUUCGUCGGAAAAAAAGAAUUCGUCGGAAUUUCGUCAGAACUUCCGACGACUUUCUGACAAAUACCGAGAAAUGACAUUCUGACGAACUUCCGACAAUAUUCCGAUGCGGACACACGAGACUAGAGUUCAUCGGAAAAACUAUAUACCGACGGAGACGGAUCCUCCGAAGAUUCCGACGAACUAAGUUCUCGGUAAAUACCGACGGAGUCUGAUUCGUCGGUAAAUACCGACGGAGUAUGACUCGUCGGUAAAUACCGACGGAUUACGAUUCGUCGGUAAAUUCUGACGACUCACCAUUCGUCGGUAUGUUCCGACGAAUCAUAAUCCGUCGGUAUUUACCGACGAGUCAUACUCCGUCGGUAUUUAUCGAGAACUUAGUUCGUCGGAAAAUGUCAAUUUUAAUACGAAUUAAUUUUGCAUUUUUAUAUAUAUUUUUUAUAUGAAAAAUUAAUUAAUAAAUAAAUAAAAUCUGAAAUUUAAAAAUAAUAAUAUUAUAGAAUUUAAAUUCAUACAAACCGAAAUAGAAAAAAAAACAUUCAGAAAAUUUAAAAUUCAU